This is a messenger RNA of Stylophora pistillata, 1407 nucleotides long. RefSeq lists its product as uncharacterized. Gene Ontology annotation, biological process: DNA integration. Lineage: Eukaryota; Metazoa; Cnidaria; Anthozoa; Scleractinia; Pocilloporidae. Gene Ontology annotation, molecular function: nucleic acid binding. The record is from RefSeq and is a predicted model, not a curated record.
AUGAGGAGGCAACACUGUGCAUUUUCUCUGACGCAUCACGAGAGGCCUUCGGGUCUUGCGUCUACAUCCGGCAAAAGACUAACAAGCAUGAAGGAUUUAAACAAGAGAUGUUCCAAGAGUUUCUCCGACAAAGAUGGACCAGAGUUUCUCCGACUACCCGAAUCAGAAUGGCCUCGGGAAAUAGCUCCAGCAAUUUCAAAGGAAGAGGAGAUGGAAUAUCGCCAUGAGAAGAUUGUUGGUACAGUGACCACUCCCAAGAGUGAGGAAGCAAUUAACCCCCAAAGAUUUUCUAAGUGGAGAAGACUGAUCAGAGUAACUGCAUUUAUCCAAAGACUGGCUCGGAGGAUUCGAGCAAAACACAGUGGAGGACAACGGCAAGAUGGUCCCCCUACUCUCAGUGAACUACAAGAGGCUGAAACCUUAUGGCUUAAAGAGGCACAGAAGAGCCCAUACCGUAGAAUGCAGAAGAAAGAAUUUGACGCUCUCAGCCCUUUCGUCGACAACAAAGGAGUCAUCAGAGUUGGAGGUAGAGUCGACAACGUUGUAGUGUCAUAUGACUCAAGACACCCUGCACUUCUGCCCUACGGCCCCAGUAUUUCAUUGCUGAUAACAAGACACAUGCACCAAUGUGGACACGGUGGAGUGGCGAGCACGACUGCCAAGAUCAGAGCAAGAUACUGGAUACUAAAGGCCAGCAAAUUCGCCAAGUCCGUCAAACUCAAGUGCGCAUUUCGCCGAGAAAUGGUCAAGGUCGGACGAAACAAGACCGCAAAGCACUACGGAGUGAUUUUCACAUGGUUAAAUACCCGAGCGGUUCAUCUCGGAAUAGCAGUAGACUGUUCCACUAUGGAAUUUAUGCAAGUCUUAAGAAGGUUCUUCUCCAUUCGUGGCUAUCCAGCCCUAGUGAGGAGCGACAACGGAUCUCAGACGGUUGGAGCCGCCAGGGAACUGCGAGAAAUAAUUAAGGGUUUUGACGACAAUCAGCUGCGCGAGUUCUGUGCAGAAAAGGGUAUGGAAUGGAAAUUCACAACCCCAGCAUCACCGCAUGAGAAUGGAUGCGCUGAAGCACUCGUCAAGACGUGUAAAGGAGCUCUCAAAGGGGCAGUUGGAGAGAAAGUUUUGGCGCCAUUAGAAUUGUACACGUGUCUGCUCAAGAUCGCGAAUUUGAUUAACCAACGCCCGAUCGGAAGAAUUCCCAAUGAUCCAGAUGGCGGGGCCUACAUUUGCCCUAAUGACAUCCUGUUAGGACGGGUGACAUCACAAGUACCACAAAGGCCCUUCAAACAAACAAAAAAUCCCAGGCAUAGAGUGGAAUUCGUCCAAAGAAUAGUUGAGUCCUUCUGGAAACGAUGGAAGAGAGAUGUGUUUCCCACACUUUUCCCCAGGAGAAAGUGGCGCAUAGAAUGA